GACAAAAUUUCGAAUUUGACUACUGCUUCAAUACAUAUUCGUAAUCUUCACAAGUGCCUUUUGAUUUACGUUGUGGGCGUCGAGUAGCCACAACGUCUGCGCACAUCAAUAAGAGCGAAGAAAUACAUAGAAUAUAUGUGUACAGCAGUUUAGUCAGACAACGCACGCAACAAAAUUGGUGAGCCCGACAACCAAUUUCGACAGCGACGACAAAUUGGUAUCCUUGACGAUAACUGGUUCACCCCGACGACGAAUUGUUGACCCCAACGACAAAUUUCGACCCCGACGACAAAUUGUCCAUCGCAACGACAACUUUUUCACCUCGACGAUAACUUGUUCACUGCGACGAUAACUUGUUGACUCCAACGACGUUUUGUUCACCCGGACGCAUCAUUACACUUGCUGGAUUAAUUAAACUCUAACUUUAUCGGAUAUAUAUACAUAUAAUAGACAUUUCGAGCUGAUUCUUGUGCUUUCUCAUCGCACAACUUGCAGUAAUCUGUGGUAAGCACCGCAUUGCAUGUUUUUCUGUUUUACCAUAUUCUUGGUGUGCAUAAUUUUUGCUAUUUUGUUACUGUUAAACCAUUUUUCUACGAAUUGUAUCAUGUCUUCCGAUACCCCUGAUACCUUACAGCUGGGAUCUGUUGGUACCAUUUCUCUUACUGUACCAGUUUUUAGGCCCAAAGACUCCCAUCUUUGGUUUGCACGACUGGAAAAUUAUUUCACUGCCAAUAAGCUUACGUCACAGACGGUUAAAUUUGGCAUAUUGAGUACAGUACUACCAGACGAAAUCGCCGAACAGGUUCGACAACACAUAGUUCAGCCCAGCACAGACGCUCCUUACGACAAGUUGAAAGAAGAAGUACUUCGAUGCACUUCACUUUCUGAUAGGCAAGCACUCGAUCGUUUGUUAAGCAACGUAGAGCUAGGCGAUAAAACCCCAUCACAACUCAUGAGGCACAUGCAAAGCCUAGUAGCAGGAAGGGAUAUCGACAAAAGUCUCUUUUACCAAAUUUGGUUGCGACGACUUCCUGCAAACAUUCAACAAGUUCUUGCUUACGGAGAUGACGACAUUGACAUUGAGAAGCUUGCCAAAAUCGCAGAUCGCAUGUAUGAGAGGUCAACACCUCAAUCUGUUGCUUCCACCAGCAGAAUGCCAGACACUGACGACAGGAUACAGGCUCUAGAACACAAAGUCGACACCGUACUGAGUCAGUUAGCAGCACUGACCACACGCACACGACCAAGCCGUUCUAGAAGCUCGUCUCGUCGACGUCUUUCUCGAUCACCCAGCACGUCACGACAUCACGAUACUAUUUGCUGGUACCACCGUAGUUACGGAGACAAUGCACGACGGUGUCGUUCACCUUGCAACUUUCAGGCUAAACCAAAAGAUAUAUCGUCAUGUAUGAAAACUUCUACUGUUGGCAAUCUACGAUCUAGCAGUCGUUUGUUUUAUGUAACAGAUAGAAAUACCGGUACUACGUUCUUAGUCGACACAGGAGCAGAGGUUAGUGUUCUCCCUCCGACUACGCAGGAACGUCAACAUCCUGACCCUGCAGUUACGCUCCAAGCCGUUAAUAAGUCUAAUAUUGUUACAUAUGGUAGUAAACGAAUGACUUUAGAUUUUGGUCUGCAGAAUACCUACGAUUGGUCUUUCAUCAUCGCAGACGUUCCAUCCCCAAUCCUUGGUAUAGAUUUUCUACAGCAACACAAACUGCUAGUUGAUCCGGUAAGCCCUAAGCUUAUAGACUCGCUCAAUAAAAGGUACAUCGCUGGUACGAUUAGCCGUGCAUCAUCGCUGAACUUGAUGGUCACACGCACACCAGCAUCUCCAUAUACUGACUUAGUAAAUCAGUUCCCUGACCUUCUACAACCCUCUUUCCGAGCAACAGAACUAAAGCAUCAAGUGGUUCAUCACAUUAAAACCACUGGACCACCAGUUUUUGCACGUCCUCGACGCCUUGACCCACAUCGACUUAAAAUCGCAAAAACAGAGUUCGAUAAAAUGUUAGAGCUCGGCAUUAUUCGACCAUCCAACAGCUCUUGGUCUUCACCGCUGCACAUGGUACCCAAAAAGUCUUCUGGUGAGAUACGGCCAUGCGGGGAUUAUCGAGCUUUAAACAAGCAAACGGUACCUGAUCGAUACCCCAUACCGCAUAUUCACGAUUUCGCCAGCAACUUGCCAGAGGUUAAAAUUUUCUCCAAAAUCGACCUUGUCAGAGCGUACCAUCAUAUUCCCAUCCACCCGGAUGACGUUCCAAAAACCGCUAUCACCACGCCAUUCGGCUUAUACGAAUUCGUGCGCAUGCCUUUCGGGCUGAUGAACGCCGCUCAGACAUUUCAACGUCUCAUCGACCAAGUACUCCGCGGCCUGCCCUUCGUCUACGCAUACAUUGACGACUUACUAAUUGCAAGUGCAGACGAAACCGAGCAUGUGAAACAUGUGAGGACGGUGUUUGAAAGACUUCACAAAUACGGCAUGACUAUCAAUUUAGAUAAAUGCGAAUUUGGUAAGAAAUCACUGAAAUUCCUCGGUCACUUGAUUGACAAUCAAGGAAUUAGACCAGUCCCCGACGAUGUACAAGCCAUCAAAGACUAUCCAUUACCAGAUUCUUUCAAGAAACUACGGCGAUUUUUGGGUCUAGUCAAUUUUUACCGGCGUUUUAUCCCGAACUGUGCUAGAGUUUUGCAACCGUUGACCGACUGCUUACGUGGACAUAGUCGUUCAUUCCAUUUGCCUGCAGAAGCUGUUAAAGCAUUCGAAGCUGUUAAACAAUCACUAAAUGACAAGACGCUCUUAGUCAGACGCCAGAAUGACGCCCCCUGUCUCUCAUGACAGAUGCUUCAGAUGUCGCCAUUGGGGCAGUGUUACAACAGCAGGUACAUGGCGAAUGGCAACCCCUUGCAUUCUUUUCGAAACGACUGAAUCCUACUCAAUGUCGAUAUAGCACCUUUGGUAGAGAGUUAUUAGCUGUUUAUUUAGCAAUCAAGCACUUUCGACAUAUGCUGGAAGGUACACCUUUUACUGUCUUUACAGACCACAAGGCUCUAACGAAAGCCUUAUCAGCAAAACAGGAUAACUACUCUCCACGUGAACUACGACAUCUCGAGUUUAUAUCCCAGUUCACCUCCGAUCUGCGACACAUAAAGGGUAAAAACAAUGAAGUGGCAGACGCUUUAUCACGUAUGCACAUUGAUAACAUUGUAUGCCCAGACAUCGACUACGAACAUCUCUCAAACUUACAACGAGAUGACGCCGAACUCAAAAAGAUCAUGUCUUCUAAAACAACAUCUUUAAACCUCGAGGCAAUUCCUUUCGGCACGACAAAAGUUAUCUGCGACACCUCUACAGGUAAAUAUCGACCUUUCGUUCCAAUAGCUAUGAGACAUACAGUAUUCGAGAAGUUACAUAACUUGUCGCAUCCUGGUGUUAGCGCUACUACCAAGCUACUAAGAGAAAGAUUUAUCUGGCCAAACAUUAACAGCGACGUUAAGAAGUGGACACGAAAUUGCUUGUCUUGUCAAAGAGUCAAAAUCAACCGGCACACCAAAGCACCACUUGGUCGCUUCCCUAACCCCGACUCUAGAUUUGACCAUGUACAUGUAGACAUAGUUGGUCCACUGCCUCCUUCCAAUGGUUUUAACUAUAUUCUAACCUGCAUUGACAGAUUUACUCGUUGGCCAGUAGCAGUUCCAUUAAUCGACGUCUCAGCUGAAACGGUAGCUAAAGCUUUAGUCGAAAACUGGAUAGCCAACUUUGGUGUCCCAUCAAUUAUCACUACAGACAGAGGUGCCCAGUUUGAAAGCCGACUUUUUGACCAACUAACUGAAUUACUAGGCAUUAAACGAAUACGAACGACAGCGUAUCAUCCUAGUUCCAACGGUAUGGUCGAACGAUUUCAUCGACAACUCAAAGCUGCGCUCGCUGCUUCUUUGACUCGAAACGAUUGGUCAACCAAACUUCCACUAGUAUUACUUGGUAUACGAGCUACUAUAAAGAAAGAUAUUGGCUGCUGUGUUUCCGAACUAGUCUACGGAACAACAUUACGAUUACCAGGAGAAUUUUUCACCCCGGGUAACAAGUUCCACACGAUAUGACUGGUUACGUGCAUCAGCUAAAACGACACAUGAACGAGCUAAAGAUAUCAAUUCCACGUCAGCAGGAACGAGCGUCAUACAUCCCGUCACAACUGACAGAUUGUACUCACGUCUUCGUCAGGAGAGAAGGUGUACAACGACCACUUCAACCCGCUUAUGAUGGCCCAUUCAAAGUUCUAAACAGAAACGCGAAAGUUAUCACGAUAGAAAGAUUGAAUAAAACAGAAGCCAUCAGUAUCGACAGAGUCAAACCAGCGUUCCUCGACGAUUUCGAAGUCAACGAUAAGAACCAGCUGAACGACGUGCCAACACCUACAUCCACACAAGCUUCAACGUCGACAGAGAAGCCUGCGAAAACAACACGAUCUGGUAGACGAGUCCAUUGGCCUAAACGUUACGUGCAAGUCAUCGAAAUAUAACUUACUACGAAUUUUCAUUUUUAUUAUCUUUAUUCGUAAUUGUCAUUUGAUUACUCAUUUAACUGAUUAAUAUUUUCAUACAUAAAUCACGUCACUAUUAUUUUAACAUCGAUAUUUCCUAUAUUAUUAUAUUUAAUCACAUCUCGUAUAUUAUUCACGUAUCGUUUUCGUCUACCGACUACAGAUCCCCGGACAAUUUUAUCGUUCCUUAUAUAUUCUAUUACGAUUAGUAAUUCCACUUUCCCUAGAUUAUCGCAUUUAUUAUCGACGUUAUUAACCGCAUUAAACUGCUCAUUUUUCAGCUUAAUAAAUCGCCUUCUGUGUACUAUCGCUGCUACGUAUUACGCUGACGCAUGUUAUUUUCGAACACUUAAAUGUAUUUUUUUUAUAUUUUAGUGUUCUGGUGGGGGAAUUAUGUAGUACCCCUAUACCAACCGUAAACAUGCUUUUUAAUCUAAUUUGUAUACUUGCAUUAUAUGUGUAUACAGACCGAUUUUAUAUAUACUUCGCAAAUACUUGUCCAUUCACUGUUGAAUAUUACCUUGACACAAUUUCGAAUUUGACUACUGCUUCAAUACAUAUUCGUAAUCUUC
Molecule: messenger RNA, 5113 nt
Organism: Trichobilharzia regenti
Lineage: Eukaryota; Metazoa; Platyhelminthes; Trematoda; Strigeidida; Schistosomatidae
Source: the annotation of a GenBank genome assembly